CUGUGAAUUCGCUGCAUCAAAUUCAAAUUCACAAAAUCAGUCGCUCGCUCGCACACACUGUUAACAGGGUCACUAUUUCCUCACAGCAGAGAAACAUCUCCGAUAAAGAAAUGGAUGGGCAGGACAAUGAGAAUCCUAAACAAAGCACUGCUGAUAUGACUGUUUUUGUGCAAAAUCUUCUUCAACAAAUGCAAACAAGGUUUCAGGCAAUGUCCGAGUCCAUCAUCUGUAAAAUUGAUGAGAUGGGGAACCGGAUUGAUGAAUUGGAGCAGAGUAUCAAUGACCUUAGAGCUGAAAUGGGUCAAGAAGGCUCUCCAUCCCCUUCAGCUUCUCUGAAAGCAAGAGAAGAUCCCAAGUCGAUUGAUGAUUCUACUUAAAAACGUGCCUCUUAUGUUGUAUUGGCUUGUCUGGUUUGCUUUAUUCUUUUUUAUGAUUUAAGAUCGAAAGGCUUCUAUUUUAUACUUCUCCUUUGCCACUGUGAAUCUCAUUUCAUAGCUCCAAUUAUCUGUGCUGGAGCCAUUUGAAUACACUUUCAUUGGCCUUUUUAUAUUUGCUUUUUUGUUGUAUGUUCUGAGCAGCAACCGUUGCUUGAUCUUGAAUUCACUGGCUUUGUUGUCUCGAACCUUAAAAACUUGGAAAUUUUGAGGCUUUAUAGCUAUGUUUUGAAGGUCUA
This is a messenger RNA of Olea europaea var. sylvestris, 673 nucleotides long. RefSeq names its product heat shock factor-binding protein 1-like. The record is from RefSeq and is a predicted model, not a curated record. Gene Ontology annotation, biological process: cellular heat acclimation. Bases 111 to 377 code for a protein of 88 amino acids. NCBI's taxonomy places the organism in Eukaryota, Viridiplantae, Streptophyta, Magnoliopsida, Lamiales, Oleaceae. Gene Ontology annotation, cellular component: cytosol; nucleus. Gene Ontology annotation, molecular function: transcription corepressor activity. The transcript has 5 exons.